AUGGCAUCUGAAACUCAAUGCGGCACAUAUGAGGUUCCUGUGGCACCCACUCCUACAAAUGAGGCUCCUCAAAUGGCGGCAACGGACACCAAUGUUGCUGCCUCAAAUCUCCCUCCCAUAGAAGCAGAAGGUGAAACCAUUGGAAAGGUGGUGGAGUCAUUGUUGCUUAGUUGGGGCAUUGAUAAAAUUUUCACCCUCACAGUUGACAAUGCAGCCUCUAACAGUGGGACCAUAACCUACUUGGAUAAGAUAACUAAAGAGUGGGGUGCUUCUAUCUUGGGUGGUGAGUUUAUGCACAUGAGAUGUUGUGCACACAUUGUGAACCUUAUUGUGAUGGAAGGUUUGAAAAGCCAUCAUGAGUCAAUUGUCAAAGUCCGUAAUGCGGUAAGGAUAACUAAAGAGUGGGGUGCUUCUAUCUUGGGUGGUGAGUUUAUGCACAUGAGAUGUUGUGCACACAUUGUGAACCUUAUUGUGAUGGAAGGUUUGAAAAGCCUUCAUGAGUCAAUUGUCAAAGUCCGUAAUGCGGUAAGUUCUCUAUAUGUCACAUCUAAUGUAUUUUUUCAUGAACUUUGUGUGAUGAAGACUGAAUUGAUAAACUUGUGUGAAAGUGAAGAUCCUCUUUUGAGUAUGAUGGCAAGGGAUAUGCAUGAGAAAUUUGAUAAGUAUUGGGGGGACAUUGAGAAACUUAAUUUGAUGAAGUUUGUUGCUAUUAAUUGGUUAAGAGCUAUUGAUAUAAUUGAUCUUCAAGAAUCAAUGGAAGAAGUUGAAUCCUAUGAGGGUUUUGAGUCAGAGUUUGCAUCUCAAAGCACCAUAACAGUGGAAAAGGAAGAUUAG
Quercus lobata is the source of this 834-nucleotide messenger RNA. RefSeq names its product zinc finger BED domain-containing protein RICESLEEPER 3-like. The record is from RefSeq and is a predicted model, not a curated record. The coding region runs from base 1 to 834 and encodes 277 amino acids. The transcript is spliced from 6 exons. Lineage: Eukaryota; Viridiplantae; Streptophyta; Magnoliopsida; Fagales; Fagaceae. Gene Ontology annotation, molecular function: DNA binding.